Messenger RNA from Hydra vulgaris (swiftwater hydra), 420 nucleotides. Its product is annotated as tigger transposable element-derived protein 4-like. The record is from RefSeq and is a predicted model, not a curated record. NCBI's taxonomy places the organism in Eukaryota, Metazoa, Cnidaria, Hydrozoa, Anthoathecata, Hydridae.
AUGAUUUUUGCUGCUGUUGAGAAAAGAAGCAACCCAAAACGUCAGCGUAUGAGGAAAGGAUCAUUUGCAAAUUUGGAUCAAGCCAUUUUCAAAUGGCUUCUGAUUGUUUGUAGCAGAGAUGUCACUGUCUCUGCUUUAAUUCUCGAAAUUAAAGCCAUGGAAUUUGCUGAAAGAAUGAAUGUUACAAAUUUUCAUGCUUCAGAUGGUUGGUUAGACAGUUGUAAGAAACAAUACAACAUAUCAUUUAAAACGGUUUCUGGUGAAACUAAUGCGUGUACAAGUGAAGUGGUAGUACCAUGGGAGGAAAUCACGUUACCAACCAUUUUAUCAAAAUAUAAGUUUAAUCAAAUUCAUAUUGCUGACAAAUUUGACUUGUUUUAUUGGCUCGAACCAAAUAAAUCUUUACAUUUUAAAAAUUAA